AUGGUUAAAAUGGACGGAUGGUGGCGAUUCAUAGUUGUGGUGUGUGUUGUGGUGUGCAGCUGGUGGAAAGGUGUAGCAGGACAAGCUCAGGCUCCGGCGAUAUGGGUGAUGGGAGAUUCAUUAGUGGAUAAUGGGAAUAACAACUUCCUUAGGUCCAUUGCUAGAGCUGAUUUUUAUCCUUACGGUAUUGAUUACUAUCGUGGUCCUUCGGGUAGAUUUACUAAUGCAAGAACUUUCAGCGAUAUUCUUGGAGAUUGGCUGGGAAUAGCCGCCCCGCCUCCAUUUUCUGAUCCCAGGACGGCCGGAAAUAGGAUCCUUGGGGGUGUCAACUAUGCUUCUGCUGCUGGUGGUAUCCUUGAUGAAAGUGGCCAACACUAUGGAGAUCGCUACACACUGAGCCAGCAAGUUGUGAAUUUUGAGACUACGUUAAGCCAAUUAAGGACCAUGUUGAGCCCUGGGAACCUAACUGAACUCCUCUCGAAUUCCAUAGUAGUUAUGGUUUUUGGGAGUAAUGACUACAUUAACAACUACCUCAUGCCAAACCUGUAUGCAACGAGCCGCAGUUACACUAUUGAAGCAUUUGCCAACCUUCUUCUAACCCGUUAUGCCCGUCAACUCCAAGCACUAUACAGUGUAGGGCUUCGGAAAUUCUUUUUACCAGGAAUCGGGCCACUUGGGUGCAUUCCUAACCAGUUAGCCACUGGUCAAGCCCCUGCAGGGAGAUGCGUGGACUCGGUGAACCAAAUGCUAGGCCCCUUUAACGAAGGUCUCAGGAGACUUGUUGGUCAGUUUAAUGAUGGCUCGCACCCUGGGGCCAUAUUUGUCUAUGGAAAUACUUAUGGUGUUUUUGGUGACAUCUUGAAUACCCCUGCAAGAUAUGGAUUUACAGUAAGAGAUAGAGCAUGUUGUGGGAUAGGAAGGAACCAGGGGCAAAUAACGUGCCUCCCGCUAGCAACACCAUGUUUCAACCGCGAUCAAUAUGUGUUUUGGGAUGCUUUCCACCCAACUCAAGCUGCGAAUGCUGUUCUUGCUCAGAGGGCGUACUCUGGAUCCACUACCGACAACUAUCCAAUGAACGUUCAACAAUUGGCACAAUUGAGGUUAUAA
Molecule: messenger RNA, 1107 nt
Organism: Erigeron canadensis
Lineage: Eukaryota; Viridiplantae; Streptophyta; Magnoliopsida; Asterales; Asteraceae
Product: GDSL esterase/lipase At1g71250
Exons: 5
Coding region: 1-1107 (368 amino acids)
Molecular function (GO): hydrolase activity, acting on ester bonds
Source: RefSeq, a predicted model, not a curated record